GUGGAAAUCUCUUGCCAAUGGAACAGUGGCAGCCAAGGUACGCUGGCGGUGGUGUUGCGCCUGGUAUCCGACAAUCUGUGCCACAAGUACUGCAACCAGGUCAGAUGGGUCAACCACCCUUGCAAGCCAAUCCGGCAGGUGUAAGGCCAGGUGCAGCACCCCCACCUAUGAUGCAAAAGCAAGCCCUCCAACAGCUCAUGCAAACAUUGCGCUCGCCUCAGUCUCCAGAACAGCAACAACAAAUACUUUCGAUACUUAAGUCUAAUCCUCAGCUUAUGGCAGCAUUCAUCAAGCAGAGACAGCAGGCACAGCAGAUUCAGCAGGCAGGUGGUGGCGCACCUCCCCAACAACAGUUACAGCACAUUCUCAACACGCAACCGAAUGCUAAUCAACAGCACCAAACUAGAAUGCAAAUUCAAAGUGGAAUUAUGAAUCAACCAGGCCAAGGCUUAAACCAAGGACCUGGCCAGCCAAUGAGUCAGCCUCAGUGGUACAAACAUCAACAGAUGCUAGCGAUCCAAAGGCAGCAACAGCAGCAAGCACAUCAACAGCAGCAGCAAGCAGCACAUCAACAGCAGCAGCAGCAGGGUUUCCAACAGCCCGGUGCUUGCCCAACGUAUCAACAGCGAUUGCCAGGUAUCCGGCAGCCACACCUAGGAUAUAACAAUUCCUUUACUGAUCAACAGUAUCCUCAAAUGCAAGGACUGAAACCAUCGCCAUCGUCAGUUACAUCACCGCAAGGGGUGAUGGGUCCUCCUCAAGUUCAGGGGAUUUCUGUGCAGCAACAGCAACUGAUGCAGAGUGUACGGAGUCCGCCUCCUAUUAGAAGUCCGCAACCUAGUCCAUCAUCAAGAGCCGCCCCAAGUCCUCGAAACCAGGCAGUUCCGAGCCCUCGGGGGCCUCAACCUUCGCCUCAUGAUCUCGCAACAUCAGAAAUGCUUUUGAGUCAAAACCAUUCGAAUGCGCUGCAUCCACACUCAUCGCCUGCAGGAGUUUCGAAUCAAGACAACAACGAAGUGCCUACCAUGACUCCUCAAGACCAGCUGAGCAAGUUCGUGGAGCAACUUUAGUGGUGCCGCGCGUUUCUUUCUAACAAACUGUCAGACUAAACAGUGAAAAUUUAUGCAUAUACAUGUAAAUAUUGUACAUUUUGAAAAUAUAUAAAUUUGUUUUAUGUAUUAAAUAUACAAAGUUGUAAAUAUGUUACAUAGAAAACUGUACCAUACUAUAUAUAUGUAUACAUAUAUUAUAUAUAUAUAAUUUUUAGUGAAUUGAGUAAAAUCAAGAUACCCAAAAGUAUUUAUGGCUUUGCGAGGCUGUGUUUAAAAUAACGGAUUGUUACCCUAGUGACGGUAGACUUUGGCAUAGCUACGCACCUGUUGCUCGUUUGUUUCUCAUUUUUACAAAUACAUGUGACAUUUUAUGAUAGUGGCGCUGUAUGAUAUAGGCGAAGAAAUUUUUACCGAAACUUUUUAGUGUCGCGUCGGUAGCUAUUGUGAUGGUGGUUUCCUCGGAGGAGGGCCUCCCUAAUUGUUUUUAUAUAAUAUAUUUAUAAUUUAUAUACCUAUCAUCUUUGUUUUCAUGUGUUUAAACAUUCCACGAAGUGUGGGGUGGUGCGGUGCUGGCGCUAACGACAAUCCUGACCCACGCCAGUGCAAUAACUUAUACAACACUCCCUCCUAAUUUAUUACUGAACAUACAUCAAUUAGAUUAAUUAGUAAUAAGAAUUAUAUAAAAAAUAAAAUGAUAUUGAAUAAAAA
This is a messenger RNA of Leptinotarsa decemlineata (Colorado potato beetle), 1760 nucleotides long. It is a transcript of the gene nej, whose product is annotated as CREB binding protein nejire. Gene Ontology annotation, biological process: positive regulation of transcription by RNA polymerase II. Gene Ontology annotation, molecular function: zinc ion binding; chromatin DNA binding; transcription coactivator activity. Gene Ontology annotation, cellular component: nucleus; transcription regulator complex; histone acetyltransferase complex. Lineage: Eukaryota; Metazoa; Arthropoda; Insecta; Coleoptera; Chrysomelidae. The record is from RefSeq and is a predicted model, not a curated record.